ACCUGAACAGGAGAGAGAGAGAGAGAGAGAGAGAAACACAGACAGAUAAAAGAAAAUUAGAGAGGGGGGGAAAAAAAACAGCAAGCAAAAGCAAAAACUAGAAAGAGAAAGAGAGGAAGAGGGAGGCGGCACAUCCAUAAUCUCCACAGCGGAGAAACACUUAGAGGGAGGGCGGCCACACGGGCGAUUCUGUCUAUCCUGCAACUUCAGGAACCAUCAUCACAAUUUAAUAAGAAUCUGAAAGGCUGCGGCGCUGCAACAAAUCAGUCAUCACAAGGGAGAGAGGCCGGGGCGAGAGAGCUCCAGCCACACAGAGAGAGAGAGAGAGAGGGCAGGAUGCAGGGAGGUGGAGGACAGACAGCAGAGUUUUAACACGUUCACUUCCUGGAUUUAUAUCUUCUCACUGCAAGUCCCAGCAGCAAUAAACCUGCGUCUGCAAUAUCAGACAUUAACUUUAUUAUUAUUUUACACAUAUGCUGCUCCUCUGAGACCCGCAGAGAGCUCGAGAAAUUAUGUUUUUCCACCAGGAGAGUCUGUGUUUUGUUCUGGAACAUCUUGUUAUUUAGGAGAAGGACGAAAGUUUGUCAUCUGGAAACAGAAAAAAAAAAGGAAUAUUUCAGCUCAUUCCUGAGAGUUUGGACUGGAGCGGAGUUUUAUUGUGAAGAGCAACAGGAAGUCUCCGUCCCCGCUGACCUGAAGGACUUCAGAAACUCUUCAGAAUAAAAGACAGGCAGCGCACCUGUCCGAUGCAGCAGCUUUGAAGCUUCUUCACGGCGUUUCUUUUCAUGGCUUGAAGGCUCACCGCCCUCUGACCCCUCCCUCUGCCCCUCCUACCCCCUUCCUCCCCCUGUAAACAUGUCCGACCACGUCUCUCGCCACCCCGCCCACCUGAGUAAAUCAGGUCAGGACAAAAAGUGAGCGAGGGUUCGGUUAGAGCUCCCACGUCAGAUCUUUUAGCUCCGCCCCCCUCUCUAAGGGGACAGAUCUCUCUGCUGGUGGGACAAGCCUCAGCAAGAUGGCGGCCGGCGUGGCGACGUGGCUGCCGUUUGCUCGGGCGGCGGCGGUGGGAUGGCUGCCGCUUGCCAAGAAGACGAUGCCCAAACCUCCCGUGGACAAAACGUCCCGAUCAGACGAGAUCCUGUACGUCAACGUCAGCGGAGUCCGGUUCCAGACAUGGAAGAACACUUUGGAUCGUUAUCCAGAGACUCUGCUGGGUUCUUCGGAGAAGGAGUUCUUCUACAACGAGGACACACAGGAAUUCUUCUUCGACAGAGACCCCGAAAUGUUCCGACACAUCCUGAACUUUUACCGCACCGGGAAGUUGCACUACCCUCGACAUGAGUGCAUCCAGGCCUUCGACGAGGAGCUGGCCUUCUACGGCAUCGUGCCCGAGAUCAUCGGUGACUGCUGCAUGGAGGAAUACCGGGACAGGAAAAAGGAGAACCAGGAGCGUCUCGCCGAAGACACCGAGGCCAACGAGGGGAUGGACGCCCCCCUCCCUCCAAACAGCACCUCCAGGGAGCGUCUGUGGCGAGCCUUCGAGAACCCCCACACCUCCACUAUGGCGCUCGUCUUCUAUUACGUCACCGGCUUCUUCAUCGCUGUCUCCGUUAUCGCCAACGUGGUGGAGACGGUGCCGUGUCGGCCCCCUAAAGGCAGCGUGAAGGACCUUCCCUGCGGGGAGAAAUACCAGCUGGCGUUCUUCUGCAUGGACACGGCCUGCGUGCUCAUCUUCACCUUCGAGUACCUCAUGCGCCUGUUCGCCGCGCCCAGCCGCUGCAAAUUCAUGCGCUCGGUGAUGUCGGUGAUCGACGUGGUCGCCAUCAUGCCGUACUACAUCGGCCUUGUGAUGCCCGAGAACGAGGACGUGAGCGGCGCCUUCGUCACCCUCAGGGUUUUCCGCGUCUUCCGGAUCUUCAAGUUUUCCCGCCACUCGCAGGGCUUGAGGAUUUUGGGCUACACGCUGAAGAGCUGCGCCUCGGAGCUCGGCUUCCUGCUCUUCUCGCUCACCAUGGCCAUCAUCAUCUUUGCCACGGUCAUGUUCUACGCCGAGAAGGGCACCAAGGGCUCCACCUUCACCUCCAUCCCCGCCUCCUUCUGGUACACCAUCGUCACCAUGACAACGCUGGGGUGAGUUUUGUGUGUAUUUGCUGUGACAUCUGACUUUAAAGCAGAUUUUUUUUAUUACUCACUGCCUGCUUAAACGGUCACCACAGAAACAGGCGAGCGGGCGCCUCUCGGGCUCUGGGCAGAAAAUCUGCGUUGUUGUGUGUCGGGGACGUGGAUGUGCCGUUAUUAUUGGCUGUGCGGGAGAGUUUUACAGUCUGUUUCCACCAUGAAAAGAGAUGAAGUGUGAAACAUCCAAACUGUGUGUGUGUGUGUGUGUGUGUGUGUGUGUGUGUGUGUGUGUGUGUGUGUGUGUGUGUGUGUGUCCGCCUCCCACUCGCGGCUUCUCGAGUACGGUGGUGUAUCUUCACCCUGCUGCUUUCGCCCACAUACACUCUCUGCUGCUGCCAUGUGGAUAGAGAGAGAGUGUGUGUGUGUGUGUGUGUGUGCGUGUGUGUGUGUGUGUGUGUGUGUGUGUGUGUGUGUGUGCAUGAUGAUGAUGAUGGUGAUAGUCUUCACCCUGCACAUUAUCCAUUAUCUGCUGUUCAAAGAGCUGCUGGAAACAUCAGAAAUGAAAGAGGAGCAUUCACUGCAUCUGAUCCAUCAUACAGCUUCACAACACACACACACACACACACACACACACACACACACACACACACAUACAUACACACACGUGUCUAUAUGACUCUGUACUCCUACCUGUCUGUGAAUGAGUUAAAGUGUGAGAUCAGAGGGUGUGAAUGGGAGAGCGUGGAUGAGUCAAACAGUUCAGUGUUGUUGUAAACACUGUGAUUAUUUCUCAACCAAUCAAUGAUCAAUACGAUCGGUGAAGACUUGAGACACGUUCCCUCACCUGACAUUGAAGUCUGUUAACUCCUCCCCUUCAUCGACAACGUGCAUCUGUUGACAAUCAGAGAAGCUAAAGAACGUCGUCCGUGUUUUACAGGAUUUAGAUUAAAUCUGACUCUGCUAGCGUCUACACCCCGUUAGGUAACUGUUAGCAUGUGGAGUAUGUGUUUGUGUAUUUAGCUGUUACCAUGACGACUAUAGGGCGGGGGCUGAGAGGCUCAUUUGUUACAUGUUAGUUGAGUUUGGUUUUUGAGGUUCCAAACUUAUAAAGCUGACUUGAAGGUGGUGUUAUACUGUGGUGGAGCGAGUGAGG
This is a messenger RNA of Labrus mixtus (cuckoo wrasse), 3271 nucleotides long. It is a transcript of the gene kcnd1, whose product is annotated as potassium voltage-gated channel, Shal-related subfamily, member 1. The coding region runs from base 1016 to 2134 and encodes 372 amino acids. Gene Ontology annotation, molecular function: A-type (transient outward) potassium channel activity; protein binding. The record is from RefSeq and is a predicted model, not a curated record. Gene Ontology annotation, cellular component: voltage-gated potassium channel complex; membrane. NCBI's taxonomy places the organism in Eukaryota, Metazoa, Chordata, Actinopteri, Labriformes, Labridae. Gene Ontology annotation, biological process: protein homooligomerization; potassium ion transmembrane transport. The transcript is spliced from 3 exons.